Messenger RNA from Mustela lutreola (European mink), 3246 nucleotides. It is a transcript of the gene ZFP28, whose product is annotated as ZFP28 zinc finger protein. NCBI's taxonomy places the organism in Eukaryota, Metazoa, Chordata, Mammalia, Carnivora, Mustelidae. Gene Ontology annotation, biological process: negative regulation of transcription by RNA polymerase II; regulation of immune system process; regulation of cytokine production. The record is from RefSeq and is a predicted model, not a curated record. The transcript has 3 exons. Bases 188 to 1960 code for a protein of 590 amino acids.
CCUUGUGUUUCUAAACCCGAUUUGGUCUCUCUGCUGGAGCAGGGGAGGGAGCCGUGGCUGGUGCGAACAGAGCUGACCAGGGGCCUGUGCCCAGCCACCCCUGUUGCCUCAGUUCCCUGCAUGCCCUGUCCUGACCCCAGUGUACUUUUGAGCUGUUCUUCGUGACCACCAGCCCACCUAUUUGACGAUGCGUCCAGUCCUGUACGAACCCCAACCGGAAAGUCAUUUGAGGGAGCCCUUGUGCUUGGCAUUGGCAGGCCAACAAUCUAUACAUGAGACCCAGGAAUUAUUUCCAAAGCAAGAUUCAUUUGCUGAAGUAACCAACAGAACUUCAAACCCAAAUGUGGAAUGUUCCACUUUUAGAGGAAAUUGGGAUUCCAAGGGUGUGUUUGAAAGGAAGCUGGUAGGUCAGGAGACACAAUUCAGGCAAGAGACAAUCACUCAUAACAAAACCCUCUCUAAGGAAAGAGAACGUACUCUUAAUAAAUCUGGGAGAUGGUUUCAUUUGGACAUUUCAGAAGAGAGAGUUCAUAAUCGUGACUCAGUUAAAAAAAAUUUGCCCAAAAAUUCAGUAGUAAUAAAACCUACAGGAAUCUAUGCAGGAAAAAAACUUUUCAAAUGUAAUGAAUGUAAGAAAACUUUUACCCAGAGCUCAUCCCUUACUGUUCAUCAGAGAAUUCAUACUGGAGAGAAACCCUAUAAAUGUAAUGAAUGUGGAAAGGCCUUCAGUGAUGGCUCAUCCUUUGCUAGACAUCAAAGAUGUCACACUGGCAAGAAGCCUUAUGAAUGUAUUGAAUGUGGGAAAGCUUUCAUACAGAACACUUCCCUUAUCCGUCACUGGAGAUAUUACCACACUGGGGAGAAACCUUUUGAUUGCAUCGAUUGUGGGAAAGCCUUCAGUGAUCACAUAGGACUCAAUCAGCACAGGAGGAUUCAUACUGGAGAGAAACCCUACAAAUGUGACGUAUGUGACAAAUCCUUUAGAUACGGCUCCUCCCUUACUGUGCAUCAAAGGAUUCAUACUGGAGAAAAACCAUAUGAGUGUGAUGUUUGCAGAAAAGCCUUCAGCCAUCAUGCGUCACUCACUCAACAUCAGAGAGUGCAUUCUGGAGAAAAACCUUUCAAAUGUAAAGAGUGCGGGAAAGCUUUCAGGCAGAACAUUCACCUUGCUAGUCAUCUGAGGAUCCAUACUGGAGAGAAACCCUUCGAAUGUGGGGAGUGCGGUAAAUCCUUCAGCAUCAGCUCUCAGCUGGCCACUCACCAGAGAAUUCAUACUGGAGAGAAGCCCUAUGAAUGUAAGGUUUGUAGUAAAGCCUUCACGCAGAAGGCUCACCUUGCACAGCACCAGAAAACUCAUACAGGCGAGAAACCGUACGAGUGUAAGGAAUGUGGGAAAGCCUUCAGCCAAACCACACACCUUAUUCAACACCAGAGGGUACACACUGGAGAGAAACCCUAUAAAUGCAGCGAGUGUGGGAAGGCCUUUGGUGAUAACUCAUCCUGUUCUCAGCAUCAGAGGCUUCAUACUGGCCAAAGACCUUACGAAUGUAUCGAAUGUGGGAAGGCGUUCAAGACAAAGUCCUCGCUCAUUUGUCAUCGCAGAAGUCAUACUGGAGAGAAACCUUAUGAAUGUAGUGCCUGUGGCAAAGCUUUCAGCCAUCGUCAGUCCCUUAGUGUCCAUCAGAGAAUUCAUUCUGGAAAGAAACCGUAUGAAUGCAAAGAAUGUAGGAAAACCUUCAUCCAGAUCGGACACCUUAAUCAACAUAAGAGAGUCCACACUGGGGAGAGAUCCUAUAACUAUAAGAAAAGCAGGAAAGUCUUCAGGCAGACCGCACACCUUGCUCAUCAGAGAAUUCAUAGCGGGGAGCCUUCUGCACGCCCCUCUUUACCUUCCACAUCAAAUCCUGUGGAUCUGCUUCCCAGAUUUCUCUGGGGUCAGUCCUCGCUCCCAUCACCAUAGCCUCCAUUAGUUGAAAAACUGGUCCCUCUGGUCGGUCUUGUCCUUUAUGAGCGUGUUUGUCACACUGCACUUAGAUUGAUUUUUGAUAAGUGUUAAUACAGUUUAUUCACUCCUUAUGUAACAACUUGUGCUGAGAUCCUUUACCCUGGUUAAUACGUAAGAUGUGCCUAGCACAGUGCCUGGUCCAGACCAAGUGUUGAGUAAAAUAUUACUUUGGGACAUUGAAGAAUUUAACAGUCAGCUCUGGAUAGAAAAGAUGCAUAGGAGGCGGCCAGGAGAAACCAGUUUAGAUCAGGAGCAGGAGUUUCAAGGGAGUCAGUGAGGUUCUGCCCAUGGUGGUUUAAAAUUUUGUUUCUAUAAUGUUGAGUUACAGCUGUGGCUUUCCAUCUCAUCCUCAUACAGGUAAGGUGAUGUGACUAUUGGUAAGAGAAUUCAGCUUUACUCUACAUCUGAUAAGUUUUAGGAAGUGUGUAGAGAACAUGGAUCAGUAGGCCUCUUGGAACAAAAGAACUGAAACAAUAAAAAAAAAUGCAAGAUAUAUAUUUACAGAGUUAAAACUGCUGACAUAUUACUCAAGAAUUAGUUUGGAAAGAUUUGAUCUAUUUAAAAUCACCUGAGCAUAUGAAUGGACUCUCGCCAACUUUUAAGGAACUGUCAACCUUGAGAUAAACUGGUCCAAAGUAGGUGUCAGUGAACUCUGACUCAGUGACCAAAGUCUCACUGGUUUUGUAUGGCCCAUGAUCUAAAUUUAAAAAUAAUAAUAAUAAUAAUUUUUAAAUGGUUGAACUAGCAAAGAGUAUUUUGUGACAACAUGAAAGUUACAUUAAAUUUAAAUUUAAAGUUACAUUAAAUUAAAUAUCAGCAUCUGUAAAUAAAGUUUUAUUGGCAUACAGCCACAGCCAUUGACAUCUUCCUGUGGCUGCUUUCAUUCCACAAUGGCAGGGGUGAAUAGCUGUGACAGAGCCGAUAUGGCCUGCAAAGCCUCAAGUUUUACUCUACCAUUUUACAGAAGAAGUUAGCCAACCCCUGCUGUGGCACAGAGAAGAAUGUAUUGAAGGUUCUAAUUAUUUCUGUGUGUGUAAUACAACUGUCACUUCAAAAACAAACUAUAAGGCAACUUAUGAAUAGAGGUGAAAGGGAAUUAUUAGACUAUUGAGAUAUGAAAAUAUGUCAGUGGAGGAGAAAUACAUUUUUCUAGAUGAAAUACCCAAUACUGUUAAAGUGUUGGUAAAUUGUCCUUCACGACAGAGUCCUGUAGGAUAUGUUUACUUUGACAGUUUUAUUUU